AUGUCUUCACUGCCAAUGUGUCAGCUGCAGGAUCUGUUCUUGGUUUACAAGUUAAGAAAUCAGAAAAAUGCAACUUUUCAGUUCCUCCAGGUAAAGGUGAGAAAACAAGAAGAAGAUGAUGAAUUUUCUCCCCCAAAUGAUCAUGAAUCUAUGCUCUCUUCAAAAGUUAUAACUGAAUCUCUAUCAGUGGAAGGUUGCUUCUCCCAUGCUUCAGAAAAAGGGAAUCGAAGUGAUUCUUCACCUUCAGUUGCAAGGAUUGCUAAGCCUUAUUUUGUUUCAAACUUGAAAACGCAGCCAGUUCCAGCAAUCAAAGGCAAAUUGAAGGACAACAAACGUACUGGAGAGAGUAACAAAUUACGUAAUCUCAGAGCCCAAUCAGCAUUGCGUCCUCGAGCAGUCUUGUCUAGUCCUGAUAAUGAUGGGAUGAUUGGAAAGAGAAACAAAUGGAAGAAUGAAAGAACCUUGACUUUGAAAAGUUGUAAUUCUGAGCUGAAGAAGCCAGCUGAAACCAUGGUUACUGCGAAUCAGGGUAAAUCUGAAAGUCCUCUGAACAUAAGAAAAGGCUUCAAGGUUCCAUCUCCAUCCAAGAACACAGGAGCUCUUAAGCAAAAGGGACUCUCAAAGUUCAGCAGCCCGGCCACAAAAAGCAUCCUCUAA
Dovyalis caffra is the source of this 657-nucleotide messenger RNA. The record is from the annotation of a GenBank genome assembly. NCBI's taxonomy places the organism in Eukaryota, Viridiplantae, Streptophyta, Magnoliopsida, Malpighiales, Salicaceae.